GAAAAGGUCUUUACGCUAUCUUUUCCUCCUUCGUCUUCUUUUGUCUUCUGUUAAUCGAUCAUCGUUAUCAUAAAAAGUUUAAUUUUCAUUUCCGAUCCAUUUUUUUAUUUUAAUUAAACAAUCAAAAUUAAUCAUGGAAGCAACAACCUCCGCGGCAGCCGGAGGAGGACCGGCGCCGUUUUUGUUAAAGACGUACGAUAUGGUGGAUGAUAAGGCGACGGACGAAAUUGUGUCGUGGAGCUCGACGAAUAAUAGCUUUGUUGUGUGGAAUCCACCGGAAUUUGCUCGGAUUCUGCUUCCGACUUAUUUCAAGCAUAAUAACUUCUCUAGCUUUAUCAGGCAGUUGAAUACCUAUGGAUUUAGAAAGAUUGAUCCUGAGAAAUGGGAAUUUGCGAAUGAAGAUUUUGUGAAAGAUCAAAAGCAUCUUCUUAAAGGUAUUCAUAGAAGGAAACCGAUUCACAGCCAUAGUCACCCUCCGGGUUCUGCAGCGGAUCCAGAAAGAGCAGCAUUUGAUGAAGAGAUAGAUAGGCUGACACGUGAAAAGGCCACACUUGAGGCUAAUAUUGUUAGGUCGAAGAAGCAACAAUUAGCGGAAAAGUUUCAGUUGGAAGAACUCAUGCAGAAGGUGGAUAGCAUGGAGCAGAGGCAAGAAAAAUUGCUGGUAUUCUUAGAGAAGGCCAUUCAGAAUUCUACUUUCGUUGAAAAUCUUGCUCGUAAAAUUGAAUCUUUGGAUUUUUCAGCAUAUAAUAAGAAAAGACGACUGCCUCAAAAUGAUCAUGCAAAAUCAAUUGCAGAAAUUAGCUUUGUGGACAGUCACGGUACUUCUAGAUCUGAGUUUGGGAAUGUUUUCCAUCAAGAUUUUUCUAAUAGGCUGAGACUAGAAUUGUCACCAGCUGUUUCCGAUAUUAAUUUGGUCUCAAAUAGCACGCAGAGUUCUAAUGAAGAUGGUGGAAGUCCGCUGCUGAAAAUAUCAGAAGACCCUAAAGAUGCACAUCCAAAAACAUCUCUAUUGUUUGCAGCUGAAGCGACAUAUGAACUUUCAGAUACCGGGGCAUCUUAUACAUUUAAAGGGGAUCAAGCUUGCCCAAGAAAAGCGACACCAAAUGAAGCUCCAGGGCUGCAUUUACUUCAACAGACUUUGAGUUCGAAUGACGAAGUUGAUGGCCAUAUUUCCUGCCAUUUGAAUUUAACUCUGGCAUCUUCACCGCUUCAAAUCAAGAGUCCUUACUCGGCUAAAACACCUGAGCUAGGUUCGGAAAUUUGCACAUCUCCGGAAUCGAAGUUUAAUGAGAAUGGUAAAGAAUCUGAUACGAGAAUUAUCGUAACCGACAGAAGUGCAGGCAAUGGGGACACACCUUUAUCUUCCUCAAAGGAGUUACCGAAUAAGAAUCAAGCGGCAACUGCUCCUCCUCGAGUUAAUGAUGUAUUUUGGGAACAGUUCCUCACAGAAAGACCAGGCUCCUCCGAGAAUGAAGAAGCAAGCUCAAGUUAUAGAGGAAAUCCAUACGAGGAACACGAUGAAAGAAGGUCAAGCCAUGGACUAUUUAGAAAUUCUAAAAUUGUGGGGCAUCUCUCUCUUUGAGCAUCCUUUUCGCUGUAAAGCUUGCGACAGGUUUGUAAAGUUAUCUCCUGUUACUUACUUUACCUUCAUUAAUUUGGUAAUUCACUACUUCAUAUAUGAAAUAUGACCAUAUGUAGAGCAUCUGUCUGGUCUGGAUAACAUAGUGGCAUGCCUUAGUGCCUUGCCUAAUGGUUCUUCAUGAUCAUGUGAUCAACUCAUAUUUCCGGCAUUA
This is a messenger RNA of Mercurialis annua (annual mercury), 1793 nucleotides long. RefSeq names its product heat stress transcription factor A-5. The record is from RefSeq and is a predicted model, not a curated record. Gene Ontology annotation, molecular function: DNA-binding transcription factor activity; RNA polymerase II cis-regulatory region sequence-specific DNA binding. The coding region runs from base 134 to 1582 and encodes 482 amino acids. The transcript has 2 exons. Gene Ontology annotation, cellular component: nucleus. Gene Ontology annotation, biological process: regulation of transcription by RNA polymerase II. NCBI's taxonomy places the organism in Eukaryota, Viridiplantae, Streptophyta, Magnoliopsida, Malpighiales, Euphorbiaceae.